AUGGCGUUUAGAGGGAAGGAGAUGAUGAAGAAGCUGGUGAAGAAAGUGGGAGCGGAGACUCUGACGCCGGAGCUGAAAGAGAAGCUCAAGGUCUGUGUUCCGGAUAGCAAAGUCGUGAUGGGCAGAGCCAAACGCGGCCUCUACGCCGGCCGCCAUAUCCAGUACGGAAACCGCGUCAGUGAAGACGGUGGCAACAAGUCAAGAAGAUGUUGGAAACCAAACGUCCAGGAGAAGAGAUUGUUCAGCUACAUAUUCGACCGUCACAUCAAAGUCAAAGUGACGAUGCACGCUCUCCGCUGCAUCGACAAAGCAGGAGGAAUAGACGAGUACCUGCUGAAAACACCAUACCAAAAGAUGGACACAGAGAUGGGUCUUUUCUGGAAAACCAAAGUGGAGCAAAGAUACGCAGAGCUUGGUCAGAUGGAAGUAGCCUUCUUCACUCCAGAGGAUGAAGCCAAGUUCGAACAAGGAUUCAAAGACUUGAACAUAGCUAAGAAAGAUGCUCGUAGGGAAGGUCGUAGGGAAGCUAGAAGAAAGAUGUAUGGAGGAGGGAAGGGUGAGGAAGAAGCUUCUCUUGGAGCUGGAGGGUCAGUGUCACACCAAGAUGAUCAUGGGUGGUUAGAAGCUAAUGCUUAG
Thlaspi arvense is the source of this 636-nucleotide messenger RNA. Lineage: Eukaryota; Viridiplantae; Streptophyta; Magnoliopsida; Brassicales; Brassicaceae. The record is from the annotation of a GenBank genome assembly.